AUGAAGAUCCUCGCAAAAGAGGAAGAGCAGGAUUACUACACCUACAUCCGCAAUGCCGGCGUGGCUGCCGGCGUAGGUGGGUUCUUGUUCGGCAUCGCGGCCACAGCAGCCUUACGUCGCUACUACGCACCAUUCAGACACCUCUCUCCGGCUGUGCGGACCACUGUCGUCAUAUACCCGACAGUUCUUGCCCUCAGCUACGGGACAACCCACGGGAGCCACACAUUCGAGUCUCGAGUACACCCGGAAACGAAACAGUAUUCCGAGGAAAGAAAGGAGCUGUUUGAACGGACCCAUGCCGGGGAGACCAGGGAGGACCUCUCCCGGGAGUGGUUAUAUGAGCACAAGCUCCCCGUGCUGGGAACGACGUGGGCGGCGGCGAUGAUAGGCAGCCUGCGCCUGUUUUCGCGCGAUCCUCUGGAGACGGGCGUGAGGAAACUGGUCCAGGCUCGAGUCCUGGCCCAGGCAGCAACACUGUCUGCGCUGCUCAUACUGGCAUUGAUCGAAGCGGACGACAUGAGACAAGGGAAGGGGAAGUACCAGAAGGUGAUUGUGGUGGACACCAACGAUCCUGACCACCGCAAGCACUUGGAUAAGCAACUGGGUCUUGAGUUGCAUCCUACACCUAGAUUGUAG
Molecule: messenger RNA, 636 nt
Organism: Cladophialophora immunda
Lineage: Eukaryota; Fungi; Ascomycota; Eurotiomycetes; Chaetothyriales; Herpotrichiellaceae
Exons: 2
Coding region: 1-636 (211 amino acids)
Biological process (GO): mitochondrial respiratory chain complex IV assembly
Cellular component (GO): mitochondrial inner membrane
Source: RefSeq, a predicted model, not a curated record